CGCUCUUGUUUUGGGGUCCUUGCUCGCAGCGCUUCCUGCUCCACGUAUUGAGCAGAUCACCAAUAUCAUCCUCUCUGACAGAUAAUGACAUUUAACCGUGUUUAUCCAAACUUCACCUCUAAUUCAUGCUCCCCUGUUAAACCCCGGCGGUAGCCAGCUGACAGGAGACAUUGAGGACAUUUAGGACGUCUUUUAAACGGAUACAAAAUGUCUUGGUUUACUGACUUCGCUGGGAAAGCUGAAGACUUCCUGAAUAAAGUGGACCAGGGAGCUGCCACUGCUCUGACCAAUAACCAGGAGAGAACAUCCUCCUUUUCGUCAUCCUAUGAAGAAGAAUCAGUUGUCAAACCUGAAUACAACAUUGCAGGUUACCAGACCCGCCCAGCUGUGACACAUCAUUCCUAUGCAUCCUCUGAAGAUGCACCGAGCUUCGUCUCUGCAGCAGCCGGGAACAUUAAGAGAUCCAGUUCUACCCUGCUGGUUGGCACCGCCAACGUGGCCAGUAUCCCCUCUGGUUCUGGCAGCAGUCCCCCCAACUCUGCCAAGACCUCAUCUGGCUUUGUGAGGCGCAAAAAGAGCGAGCAGGAUGUGGACGAUGACAUGCUCUUUGACUUUCUGAACAGCUCGGACCCUCCAGUCAACAACAGGAUGGAUUCAAGAAGGGAACAUGUGAAAGUGUCAGUUCCGGUCACUGAGGCCCAAAACCCAUCACCUCCUCCUUCCACCACGCCUCAUACCAUCCCCUCGGCCCCGUCGACGCCACCCUCAACCCGAGGUGUAUCCAGGGCCUCAAGCAUGAGCUCACUGUCGGCUCACAGCAUGAAAACAUCAGAGGAGAGCUCUGCUAGAGAACAAAGCCAUGACACACCUGACAGUUCAGACUCCGGCUUGGCUGUCCCUCAAGAGUCCAGCAGGCAGGAGCUUCCUCCUCUUCCUCCUCUUCCUCCUCCUGCUCCCACAGAGGAGCCACAGAGCCACAUCAUGUCCAGUCUGCGUCUGGAGAACCAGCUGCUGCGCAGUGAAGUGGGCUCCCUCAACCAGGAGAUGGCUUCGGUCAUCCAGAGGGCAAAAGACUUACAAGACGAGUUGAACCAGGCUCGUCUACGCGCAGACAGAUGGAACUCGGAGCAGUCUCAGACUGACCGGAUGUUACGGGAACUUCGGUCAAAGGUUGACGACCUAACAGAAACCCUCUCUGCCAAAGACGGUCAACUUGCAGUCCUAAAAAUCCGACUUGAUGAAGCUGAUCAGAUGCUGAAGUCCCGCUGUGCUGCAUUAGAGGAGGCACAGAAGGAACAGUCAAGAAUUAUGCAAGACCACACAGAAGGGAGCAGCAUGCAGUCCCAAGCUCUUGAAUCGAUACAGGAUAGGCUGCGAGAGGCUGACCUCGCCGUCAGGAGGGAACAGGACAGCUACCGGCAGAUGCAGAGUGAGUAUGCUGGCCGCCUGUCCAAAGUGGAGGCUGAGAGGCAAACCCUCGCAGAGGCGGUGACGGCAGCAGAGCGGCGAGCUGCAGAGGAGAAGCUCAGGGUCGACGACCUCCAACCGCAACUGAAAAGUGCCAAAGCUGCAGCCGAGACUGUCAGACAGGAGUUACAAGACUACAAGCACAAAGCUUCACGCAUCCUGCAAUCCAAAGAGAAGUUGAUCAGCAGUCUGAAGGAGGGAUCUGGUCUGGACACCCUGGACGGCAGCGGGGCCGUGGCUAUGGAGCUGGAGGACCUACGUCACGAGAAGGAGCUACAGAGGGAGGACAUACAAAAACUACAGGGGCAAGUUCACACACUUCGGAUAGAAAUACAGGAUUUGGAGAAUCAGGCCCUGACGGAGGCAGAGACGUGGCGGGAGCAGCAGCUGCAGUUAGAGGAGCAGCAGGCCUUACAGAACAGAGCUAAGCAGGAGGUGGAGGCCGAGGUUGAGCGCUACAAACAGGAGCUGCAGUACCUAGAGGAAGAGCAGCAUCGAGCCAAAACCAGUCUGCAGAGCAGAAUCAAGGACAGAGAAGAUGAAAUCCAAAAACUCAGGAACCAGUUGACCAACAAGACUCUCAGCAGCAGCAGCCAAACGGAGCUGGAGAAUCGUCUCCACCAGCUGACAGAGACGCUGAUCCAGAAGCAGACGAUGCUGGAGGCUCUGGGGACAGAAAAAAGCUCGCUGGUCUUUCAGCUUGAGCGUCUGGAACAGCAGCUGAAGAACACUCAGGGAGGACAGAGUGGAGGGCCGGCCAUCAACAUGAGCGGUCUGGAGGGACCAGUGGCACGACAAAGAAACACACCCGUCCUUUUCAGUGAUCAUGACAGUCCAGGAGUGUAUGGCAGAGUACGCAAGGCAGCCAGCACCAUUGACCGUUUCAGCAUCAGACUGGGUAUCUUCUUGAGGCGCUACCCUAUGGCCAGAGUCUUUGUUAUCUUGUACAUAGCGAUACUGCACCUGUGGGUCAUGAUUGUUCUCCUGACUUACACACCAGAAAUGCACCACGGUCAUCCUGAUGGAAGAUAGAAGGCUUGAAUUUUAGAGUUGGGUGUUUAAAGGAUAUUUGUUUUAUGGCCUUCAAUGUAAGGAUGGUACACGCUGCUGGAAUAUGGGCUCUGGGCUCUGGGCUCUGGGUCCUGACUCUCCCUGUUUUGCACAGAAAUGCUAUGAAUUAAAGACAUUUCCUCUGAUUUAUUCUUUAUUUUUUACAACUGAAGAUUGAUAGCUGACAGCUGCAGCAGAGUUUUAAAAUAAUCACAGAGUGAUAUAUUGUAUUGGUGGUCUGCUGAAAGGACGUUAAAUCAAACAUGAUCUCACAUCUGUUCUUCUCAUCAUCUGCUUUCAGACCUCUGGUCUCUUGAGAGAUUGUAUUUAACACUAUGUAAAAAAGAAUCUUUUAAUAAACGAGUUAGAAGAAACAA
Molecule: messenger RNA, 2894 nt
Organism: Sebastes umbrosus (honeycomb rockfish)
Lineage: Eukaryota; Metazoa; Chordata; Actinopteri; Perciformes; Sebastidae
Gene: golga5
Product: golgin A5
Exons: 13
Coding region: 208-2499 (763 amino acids)
Biological process (GO): Golgi organization; retrograde transport, vesicle recycling within Golgi
Cellular component (GO): Golgi cisterna; Golgi membrane
Source: RefSeq, a predicted model, not a curated record